AUGGGGCUUCCUGAUCCCACUAGCGAUCUCGACUGGAGCGGCUACAUUGGCUCUAUUCACGAGAUAUUCCACAAGAAUGCUUUGAAGACUCCCGACGCGCCGUGCGUCACGGAAACAGCGUCCUCCACCACGCCCGAGAGGAGGUACAACUAUAAGCAGAUUUAUGAGGCGUCCAACAUCUUGGCCAACCAGCUCCACGAAGCUGGCAUCACCAAUGGCGAUGUCGUUAUGAUCUUUGCCUACCGUUCCGUUGAACUCGUCAUCGCCUUCAUGGGCACCCUUGCUGCCGGUGCCACUGUUACUGUCCUAGACCCCGCGUACCCCCCGGCGAGACAACAGAUCUACCUUGAAGUCUCACAACCAAAGGCCCUGGUCACAAUUGGCAGAGCCAGGGACGAGAAUGGUGAUUUGGCGCCGCGUGUUCAGAAGUACAUUGACGAGGAAUUGUCUCUAAAGCUACGAGUACCAGAGCUACGGAUGAGCGAUGCUGGCCACCUUACCGGUGGCGAGGUUGACGGGAAGCAAGUCUUUACCGACACUGAAAGCAAAGCAUCGACUCCUCCAGCUGUUCUAGUAGGUCCAGACUCAACAAGUAUCCUGAGCUUUACUAGUGGCACGACUUCCACACCCAAGGGCGUGUUGGGCAGACAUUACAGCUUAGCCAAGUACUUCCCGUGGAUGGCCAAAACUUUCAACUGGACCUCAGACACGAAGUUCGCUUGUCUAAGUGGCAUAAGUCAUGAUCCUAUCCAGCGAGACAUUUUCAGUCCGAUUUUCAUGGGCGGGGAGCUAGUUAUCCCUGCUCGCGAGAAUAUCGCCCACGAAAGGUUAGCUGAGUGGUUUCGCGAUCACGAACCCAAUGCGGUCCAUUUGACGCCCGCGAUGGGUCAAAUCUUGGUCGGCGGUGCCAAGGCAGAAUUUCCGUCAUUGAAGUGGGUUCUAUACGUUGGUGAUAUCCUGACCAAGAAGGAUUGUGCUGCACUCCGCAAGCUGGCGCCUAACGCGGAGAUCUGCGCUGCAUAUGGCACUACUGAGACGAGCCGCGCCGUGUCAUACUACCACAUCAAGAGCCAAGCCGAAGACCCGAAUGCAUUAGAUAAAUUUGGCGAUAUUGUUCCUGCCGGAAAGGGCAUCGAGAACGUCCAGCUCCUCGUAGUUAACCGGGAGAAUCCAACCAAGAUUUGCGGCGUUGGUGAGAAAACCAAGGAAAAGUUCCUCGACAACUGGUUCGUCGACAACCAGAAGUGGGUUGAGGCUGAUAACAAAGUUGCCGACCAUGUCAGCGAGCCCUGGAGAAAAUAUUACAAAGGCCCAAGAGACAGAAUCUACAGGACCGGCGACUUAGGUUACUUUUUGGACGAUUCUGGUAAUUGCGCAAUUACGGGCAGAGCUGAUGAUCAAGUCAAAGUUCGUGGUUUCCGCAUCGAGCUCAAUGAGAUCGAUAGCAACUUGAGAGGACACCAUUUAGUCCGCGAGUGCAAGACGCUGCUUCGAAGAGAUCGGAACGAAGAGCCAACACUGGUCAGCUACAUCAUACCUGAACACCAAGAGUGGCUCAAGUGGCUAGCAGAACGCAGUCUGGAAGACACUGAGGAGCAAGGUACCGAGAUCGGACCCGUCAUCGUGUAUUCAAAGCGCUAUAGGCCAAUGCAAACGGAGAUUCGAGAUCAUCUCAAAUCUCGAUUGCCGGUUCACGCUGUUCCGACAUAUUUUAUCUUCCUGAAGAAGAUGCCUUUGAACCCCAACGGCAAAAUUGACAGCCCAAAUCUGCCAUUCCCGGAUGCGGCCCUGAUCUCAGAAGAGGCUUCAGAGGAGGAUCUGAAACGAUGGGAAACACUCACCAGCACCGAAAAGGAAGUAGCGGAGCAGUGGGCAACAUUGAUCAAUGGUCUGAAUGCCAAGACUCUUCAGCCCGAGUCUGAUUUCUUUGAAAGCGGUGGACACAGUCUGCUGGCCCAGCAGCUUCUUCUCAAUACCCGCAAGAACCUGGGUGCCAACGUAUCUAUCAGCUCACUUUACUCGAACUCGUCCCUCCGCGCUCUUAGCGCACAAAUUGACCGCUUGCGUGAGGGCAAGGACGAUUCGGCCACGACAGAGGACGGCGAGGCUGCAUAUGCCCAGUCACUCGACAAGCUGCUCGGUAGCCUCGAUGCCAAGUAUCAGACGGCGGACCCUGCGGCACUCUCACCGGCAGGCAAGACGACCGUCUUUGUGACUGGCGCCACGGGCUUCCUGGGCUCUUACAUCGUCAGGAGCUUGCUCGAGCGUGAGAACGUACACGUGAUCGCCCAUGUCCGUGGAACGAAAGGCGUCCCGGCCGCCCUCGAGCGGCUCCAGAGGUCACUGCGCGGAUACAGCCUGCGUCUUGGACUUGAUGACGACACUUGGAAGAUGCUUGGCGACGCUGUCGAUGUGGUUAUCCAUAACGGCGCCCUCGUCCACUGGGUAAAGCAGUAUAAGCAUCUCGAGCGUAGCAAUGUUCUGUCAACGAUUGAUGCCCUGCGGCUUUGUAACCAGGGCAAGCCUAAGCUUUUCUCGUUCAUUAGCUCGACAAGUGUUCUAGACACGGAUCACUAUAUUAAUCUGUCACACCAACAGACCAGCACUGGACAAGGCGCUGUCAUGGAAGCAGAUGACAUGAUGGGCAGUCGCACCGGUCUAGGCACCGGAUAUGGCCAGUCCAAAUGGGUAUCUGAACAGCUCGUCCGUGAGGCUGGUAGGCGCGGCCUCCUCGGAUCUGUCGUCCGACCUGGCUAUAUCCUUGGAGACGCUGCCACCGGUGUCUGCAACAACGACGACUUUCUUAUCCGCAUGCUCAAGGGCUGUAUCCAACUGUCUAGCCGUCCGCACAUUAUUAACACAGUAAACGCCGUUCCUGUAGGUCACGUCUCUGCUGUCGUCGUCGCAGCCAGCUUGAACCCCAUCCCGGCCGAGACUGCAAACAGCAGCAGCGGUAGCUUCGAUGUCGGUGUCCACGUCAUCCACGUCACUGCCCAUCCUCGCCUGCGCAUGAACGAAUAUCUCUCCAUCCUGAGCUACUAUGGUUAUGAUGUUCCUGAGAUAGAUUACGAUCAAUGGAAGGCCCAGCUCGAGACCUUCGUCUCGGCAGGUCCUGUGCAGAAAGACGAGGAGCAGAGCGCUCUGAUGCCUCUCUUCCACAUGGCGACGAACAAUCUCCCCACAACCACUCGCGCGCCGGAACUUGAUGAUCGCAAUGCUGUUGCUGUCCUUAAGGCUGAUGCAGACCGGUGGACGGGUAUCGAUGAGAGUGCUGGAGAGGGCGUUAGUAGGGAAGCCGUUGGCCGUUUCUUAAGGUACCUCGCCGAAACCAAUUUCCUGGCGUGGCCAACUGGACGGGGUAGGGAGCUGCCGGCUAUCAAGGCUGGUGUUGUUGAGGCGCACACGAAAUGGGGCGUUGGAGGGCGUGGUGGUGCAGCGUGA
This is a messenger RNA of Phaeoacremonium minimum UCRPA7, 3441 nucleotides long. Its product is annotated as putative l-aminoadipate-semialdehyde dehydrogenase large subunit protein. Gene Ontology annotation, biological process: L-lysine biosynthetic process. NCBI's taxonomy places the organism in Eukaryota, Fungi, Ascomycota, Sordariomycetes, Togniniales, Togniniaceae. Bases 1 to 3441 code for a protein of 1146 amino acids. The transcript has 6 exons. Gene Ontology annotation, molecular function: L-aminoadipate-semialdehyde dehydrogenase [NAD(P)+] activity. The record is from RefSeq and is a predicted model, not a curated record.